UAGUGUUCAUGCGCUGUUUUACCAGUCUCUCACAUGACAGCGGUGUUUUCUUUCUGCGGUUACGAGAAACUAAACAAAAUCUGACCAGCGGCAUUUAACCGAGGAACAAUUAACGCAAAACAACAAUACUAGCGUGCGUAUUACACGGCAAAAAUAUCAAAAUACCGUUUUAUAGCUGCGUGCACGCGAUUUGAAUAACCUUCCGUCUGGUGGUUUCUGUCGACUGUGUUUUGAUUCACUUUGGCAAGAAACAUGAUCCUUAUCAUCCGCAAACAAAACCUGCCCGCCGGAGCGAUAUUUAGCCUGCUGUUGGCUGUAUCCAUACAACAGUGUUUCACCAAUGAUGUUUCCCAUACUGUGGCUGCUCCCGAAACCAGCCCUCCUCCAACCACUCCAGCAACCCCUGGCCCUCCUGAGCGGGGCAACUUCAAUAUCACCAAUAGCACUGGCGCUGUCUGUCUCUUGGCACGAAUGGGUCUGCAGCUCAACAUAAGUUUUGACUCUCAUGGAAAGACUGUUCAGGAGGUCUUGAACCUGCAUCCCAACAUGACUAAAACAAAUGGAUCCUGUGAGCCAGACAAUGCAAAGCUCAUUCUCACUGAGAACAACAUUACUCUGACCUUCAUUUUCUCUUUGAAUUCUACAUCCAAGAAGUACCAUCUUAGUGGUCUGGUGCUGUUAGCUGCGUUACCGGACAUGUCCAAGCCUCUUUCUGUGAGUAACACCAGUCUGAACUACUUGGUGGGAACACUGGGCCACUCCUAUAUGUGCCGGAAGGAACAGACCUUAAACGUUACGCAAGAUUUCUCGCUCAAUACCUUCCACCUACAAGUGCAACCUUUUGGCGUCAAUGGAGAUUUUGGAUCAGCUGAGGUGUGUGCGCUAGAUGAAGAUGAUAUGCUGAUUCCCAUCAUUGUGGGCGUUGCUUUGGCUGCUCUAGUGCUCAUAGUGAUCAUGGCCUACCUCAUUGGCAGAAACAGAAGCCAUGCUGGCUACCAGACCAUCUAAACCCGCUCAUGUCAGUUUUAAGCUAGGAUGUGCAGGCACCACCAAUUUUUGCUCUAAGCUGGACUGAACCCCAUACUACAAAUACAAUUCUAGCACUAAAACUACAAGUUAACCUGCCCUGCCCCCUGCUGGUGUCUCACUGCCAUUGCUAAGUUGGACCUGCAUUUCCUGGACUUGUAUUAUGUUAUGUUUGGAGAAUAUAAUAUAAAAUAAUACAUUCAUACUUGCUUAAGAUGCAGGACAUAUUCUAAGGUGGGUUUAAGAUAUGGAUAAUAUGGGUUUUGAAAAAACAUACACAUCUGUAUCUGGUACCUCAUAUGCUUGAAUUUAAGGUCAUGUAUUUAUUACAUAUGUUGUAAAAGGGACUACAUAUUUAAAACUUCUUCUCCUCCAACUACUUUUUGUCAUCUGAGGUAUCACUGUUUUGAUGAAAGUGCACAUUUGGAGAAAACAGAAAGAUCAAAUUUUGAGAUUAACCACAUUGGGAAAAUUGCUUGUUGUUAACUAAUUACUUUUUUGAGUCUAAUGUUAAAAUGUUUCAAAAGGAAUUUCAAAUUUACAGAUGUCAAGGGAAUGUCCAGAAAAAAGGGAAUGUACAUAGCUUAGAUAACCCUUUAAUACCUUCUAAGAGUUCAAUUUCUCCCACAUUGCAUAUAAUAGAUGUGAAAAGUGUGUACUCUGCUUGCUUCUACCGAGCAUUCAUUGAAUUUGCACACAUUCAGAAUAUUUAAAAGCUGACAUUUUUGGUUUUGCACUUCUUGGAUGAAAAUGGUACGAUUUACAUUAACUGUUGUUAAAAUAUUGUAGACCCCUGGUAAAAUGGAAAACUGUUACAAAUGCUACAAACACAAAUUGCACUGAAUGCUUUAAAUGCCUAUACAAAUAUGGAUGGUAUAUGGAGUGGCCUUUAGAUGAGAUGACUGCAUGAAUGGAGUUGAUGCGGAAGUUUUGCCUUUGAUUGCUGUAACUUUCAUAUUGUUUUACGGGAAUGCAAGUUUCUAAAUAAAAAAUAAAAACCG
This is a messenger RNA of Misgurnus anguillicaudatus (oriental weatherfish), 2027 nucleotides long. The record is from RefSeq and is a predicted model, not a curated record. NCBI's taxonomy places the organism in Eukaryota, Metazoa, Chordata, Actinopteri, Cypriniformes, Cobitidae.